Molecule: messenger RNA, 750 nt
Organism: Raphanus sativus (radish)
Lineage: Eukaryota; Viridiplantae; Streptophyta; Magnoliopsida; Brassicales; Brassicaceae
Product: dof zinc finger protein DOF1.1-like
Exons: 2
Biological process (GO): regulation of DNA-templated transcription
Molecular function (GO): DNA binding; DNA-binding transcription factor activity
Source: RefSeq, a predicted model, not a curated record
CCAAACCCUAAAAAGUUGAAUUACAUAUAAAAAUUACACAGCUGAUUAUAGACGCGUAUACACAAGAUAUGAUAUGAGCAUGGGAAUUAUACAAAUGUAUAGAAUCAUAAAAAGGACCGAAACUCCUUUUCUUUUUCUCGUUAAAAAAGCAUUUUCUUUCUCUUUAUUUUGUCUUUGUUCUCCUUCUCUCUUCUCACUAUCCUCUUUGAUUCUGUGCUCUCUUCACGUUUCUCUUUGAUCGUCUGGUUUUCUCUCUUUCGUCUUGCCCUUUUAAUUUUUUUUUUGAUUCCCCACCAAGUUUCCCCUAAAGAUCCAUCAAACUUUAUUAAAGAAGGAAGAAUUAAUAAAGGGUAUAGAAGAACAAUGGUUUUCUCAUCCAAUUGGUCACAGCCUACGAAUCCAAACAAUCAUCAGCAUCAGCUUCACGAGAAUGGAAGCUUAGUGAGCGACCACGGACUACUUUCUCACCAACUUCCACCUUGCCUACCAAACCCUAACCCUAACCACCACUAUGCUGCUGCUACCGCCAGUGGUCUUCCAGCGAGGCUUGGUGGAUCCAUGGCUGAGAGAGCGAGGCAGGCCAAAGCUCCUCCACCUGAGGGAGCCCUAAAGUGUCCUCGAUGCGACUCCAUCAACACCAAGUUCUGUUACUACAACAACUACAACCUCACUCAGCCUCGCUACUUCUGCAAGGCAUGCCGCCGCUACUGGACACGUGGAGGGGCCCUGAGGAACGUCCCCGUGGGUGGA